AUGGAUGUCGACAUAAACACCAGCACCGGCACCGGCAACGACAGCAGCGAGCGAGCAGACCAGCAGCAGCAAUCCCAAUCACCAUCACAGUCUUCUCCCCAAAACAAUGGCCCGCCAGGAAGCGCCCAAAACCAGCCCAGCUUUCGAAGUGAGCGCGGAGACGCCGUCGAAGCCAACUCUCCCCAGCCUCUUCCCCAGCCUAUGGCCGGCUCCUCCAACACAUUCCCAGCGAGACCUGCCGUGUACCACUCCUCUGAAGGUGUGCCGACGACGACAUUGACAGAGGCGCAAGCCAGGAAAGAGGAGGUCGACAAUGAUACCUACGUCAACCUGGUGAUGAAGCCCAAAUUCACAAGAGCUCCCAUCACCGAGGCUGGCCGCGUAGCCUUCUUGGGCGAGUCGUCAAAUCUCACCCUCCUAGUCCACGAUCGCCAGGGUUCGUCGGAUGUGGUGCACUAUCCGCUUCCCGAGAAUGUCCGGGGAUCAAGAGCUAGGUUGACGGAGCUGGACAACAUAGAGAUCGAUAUUCUGCACCAACGGGGAGCGUUCCUGCUGCCACCUAGGCAGCUGUGCGACGAGCUUAUCGAAGCCUACUUCAAAUGGAUUCACCCCAUCGUGCCAGUCAUAAACAAAAUCAGCUUCAUGAGACAUUACCGGGACCCCAAGAACCCACCGUCGCUACUAUUGUUACAGGCUGUCCUGCUUGCUGGCUCGCGAGUCUGUCACCACCCACAGCUCAUGGACGCCAACGGAUCCACCACGCCUGCUGCCUUGACCUUCUAUAAGCGAGCGAAGGCUCUUUACGACGCCAACUACGAAGACGACCGCGUGACUAUCGUUCAAUCGUUGAUACUCAUGGGGUGGUAUUGGGAGGGCCCCGAAGAUGUCACCAAAAACGUCUUUUACUGGAGUCGUGUCGCACUUAUCGUCGCCCAGGGAUCUGGCAUGCACCGGAGCGUGGAAGGCUCGCAAUUAAGUGCAGCUGACAAGAGGUUAUGGAAGCGCAUCUGGUGGACGCUCUUCACCCGUGACCGGUCCGUUGCCGUCGCCCUAGGACGCCCAUGUAAUAUCAACCUGGACGACUGUGACGUUGAGAUGCUGACAGAGGAUGACUUCGUCGAGGAUGAGCCGGACAACGCAAGUGGCUUCGGACCUGACCCCAUCCAUGUCCAGUUCUUCCUGCAGUAUGUCAAACUCUGCGAAAUCAUGGGCUUGGUUCUGUCUCAGCAAUACUCGGUAGCAUCUAAAGGUCGGCGGCAGAAUGCAAUCGACCUGACACACAGUGAUAUGGCCCUGGCCGACUGGCUAUCGAACUGUCCGAAGGCUGUUUACUGGGAGAUGCCGCGGCACCAUUUUUGGAGUGCGCUUCUCCAUUCGAACUACUAUACAGCUCUGUGCCUUUUACACCGAGCACAUAUGCCCCCUAACACUAGCAAUGCCGCAAGCUUUCCGGAUGAUUCGUCUUACCCUUCUCGAAACAUCGCUUUCCAGGCUGCGGGGAUGAUCACGUCCAUCAUCGAGAACCUAUCGACUCAUGAUGAGCUUCGGUACUGUCCAGCAUUUGUCGUUUACAGUCUGUUCUCUGCUCUCAUCAUGCACGUAUAUCAAAUGCGCUCGCCUGUGCCCUCGAUCAAACAGGUCACGCAUGACCGCAUCCGAACUUGUAUGGCUGCCUUGAAGGAGGUUUCGAAGGUAUGGCUCGUGGGCAAAAUGGUCUCUACUCUUUUCGAGUCAAUUCUUGGUAAUAAGGUGUUCGAGGAGAGACUCCAAAAGGCUGCUGGCACACGGCACAGGAGGGCGCAGCAGAGCUUUGUCCGUUUGGAGCAGCAUCAGAGACAACAAGAAGCUGCGAAACGGAAGUAUGAUGAGAUGGCGAUCGAUUUCGGCGGUAACACACCAACACAUCAGGAAUCUUACGAGCGUUCGCGACCGCAGACGCCGAGGAUCGACUCAUCGCACAAUCAACCGCAUAUGGGACCGCCCGUACACUCGCCAAAUGUCAAGUCCACAGAUGCUUUCAUGGGGGGAACCAGCAGCAGGCCCCAUACCCGACCGGCGACUCCCUUCAAUCCUUCCUUUUCGGUCCCAGCCACGCCGCCGGAUCUAUACCUGGUGACCCGGAACUCUCCCAACUUGUCUCAGUCGAUCUGGGAGAAUUUCCAGCCGGACCAACUGUUUCCCGAAAGCUCGAUUACGCCAAUGCAACAAUUGUCACCUACACAGACCCAUCAGAAUCUGGAUCCCAAUCUCAUCCCACAGAUGCAACAGGGUGGUAUGUCGUCUCCAGGUUUGGGCCAGUCCAAACAGUUCCACCAGCGGGUGCCACCACCCAAGGCGGCGAGCGCGAUUCCUUUGCAGGCUAACAGUUUUUUGCAUCCAGGACUGGGAGGUUACCAAGGACAAGCGUCGACCCUUUGGCCAGGUGGCGAUCUCAAUGCACCCAUGCCGGACGGCCAAAGUCCCAGCGCCAGCGACAGCUGGAGUACUGGAUCCGGACAGGCACCAGCGGUGCCAGCUACGUUGAACGUCGAAGACUGGUUCCAAUUCUUUGGCAUCAACGGAAACGAUGUCAAUUUUGGCGGGCUGGAUAUGUCAAUGAACAACAACUAA
This is a messenger RNA of Anthostomella pinea, 2610 nucleotides long. NCBI's taxonomy places the organism in Eukaryota, Fungi, Ascomycota, Sordariomycetes, Xylariales, Xylariaceae. The record is from the annotation of a GenBank genome assembly.